Rubroshorea leprosula is the source of this 707-nucleotide messenger RNA. The record is from the annotation of a GenBank genome assembly. Lineage: Eukaryota; Viridiplantae; Streptophyta; Magnoliopsida; Malvales; Dipterocarpaceae.
AUUCAUUAUUCCACAACUUAACCACCUAUCGAAAUUUUUUACUCUAAACCCUAACAUCGAUUGAAAUAAAUAUUUUCCUACUAAACCAUCCAUAUAUCAAUCAUACAUGGAAAUGCAGCUUCCAAAUGUACACUAAAAACCCAGAAAACUAAACAAAAAAUUAAAUAAAAGAAAAGAAAAGCAUACUCAAUUCUAACUCCAUUGCUGCCAUGAGAGAAGUAGCGGGUGACAUUAUCAUGAACCCAACUCCCCGCAGCCUUCCUGGACGAGUUCAAGGUCUUGAGCAUGGAAUUGGGGAUGCCCACAGUGACAGCGAUGUUGGAGGCGGAGAGAGCUUGCAGCACAAGUGGGUCAGCAUCAAAGAGCCUUACUUUGGUGAUCUCGUUGGCCUUCAAGAGCUCCACCACCUUGGACGGUGGGAGAGGGUGCGACGACAUGGUGCCCCAGUUCAAGCCGAUGGCUCCGGCCGUCGAACCUUGGUACAGUAUGCACGAAAGGAGAAAGAGAGCACAGAGACUCGGACGCAUCGAGAGUUUGGCGAGUGGGUGUCUCUGUUCUGCUCGCAUUUUCAAAAGAAGGAUCUUUGCUCUGAAGCUCGCAAUGGGCAGUGAACAUUAAUGGCAAAUUUGCUCGCAUGCCUUCUUUUUUUCACGAUUUUUUUAUUUUUUACAUUUAAAUGCAUUACACAAUAAAUAAUAACUCUUUUU